AACAUCCCAAUGCAGGGCCAGCGUCGGGUAACUAAGUAACCCUCUUGGCUUCUCCAUAAUGCAGGGCCAGCAUCACAAUCAACACUCGUAGCUAGCUUCCUGCAUCUGAAAAUCUAUCAUGGCGAACUCCUGUGCAUCUCAUCCCUCUGCUACCUGGCUAGCUUUAGUAAUCAUUAUUUCUGUGGUUGCAGUUCAUGUAGCAGAUGCUGGAGGACAAGAUGAGUGUCCUCCUUUCUCCUGUGGUGAUCUUCACAACAUAUCCUACCCUUUCCGUAGGCCAGGUGACCCGCCUGAGUGCGGUGCGCAAGCAUACCAGCUGGUCUGUAGCAGAAGCAAGGCUACGAUUCACAUCAACACGGGGACAUACUUUGUGACCAGCAUCAACUAUACAGAUUCGUCCUUCUGGGUUGUGGACGCCAACAUGGAUAUGCACAGCAGUUGCCCUCUUCCUCGCAGGGAUCGGCUUCCUUACUCUUACGAUGGAUUGGUCUUGGAAAUUGGUCCACAUCAUCACCGUUACGAUUUGGCCACUGCAGGCUAUUGGGCAUGCCUCGUUAAUUGUUCGCGAGCAAUAACGAAUAAUGCCUUCUACAGGCCCGUUAAUUGCCUGAGUGUGAAUGGUUCGUUUGUUUAUGCCUCAAUUUCUGCAUUUUGUUUAGUCGGAUAUCUUGAACCUUCUUGUGGAUACUUGGCCAUGAUUCCCUUUGGUAGAAUGUAUAUCCAUUAUCCACAGCUAGAGAAUGCAAGUUAUGCUGAUAUCAUAGAAUUGGCAAAGCAGGGAUUUUCUAUUCUGUUUCCUCAGGAUUCUUAUCUCCAUAAUCCUUCUUGGGUACUCAAACAAUGCCUAAAUAAUUCAACCAGGUAUUUCCGCGAGCAAUUAUCUGGCACAAGCAUCCUGAACUGGAUUCAUGCUUUCUUCUGGAGUGAUGUAAGUUUUGCAAAAUGUGUAAACAAUUACAAUGUCCCAGAAAAGGAGGCUAUGUUCCAGUGGGUUGUGAUAGCCAUAGUAUCUGUUAUCAAUAUCUCCAAGUUACAUGUUGUAUUAUGCAGGUUCGUGCUCCCAGCAGUGGCAGUAUUGAUCUUCCUUGCCCACAAGUACUGGAAAACAAGGAUAACAAUUGACGCCGUCGAGAAGUUCCUCCGGAUGCAACAAAUGCUCGGUCCAAUGAGGUACGCCUACACCGAUAUCACCGCAAUCACAAGCCAUUUCAGGGACAAGCUAGGUCAGGGGGGAUACGGCUCCGUGUACAAGGGUGUGCUACUCCCAGGCAAUGUCCAGGUUGCCGUCAAGAUGCUGGGCAACUCCAACUGCAACGGGGACGAGUUCAUCAGUGAGGUCUCCACCAUCGGUAGGAUCCACCACAUCAAUGUGGUUCGUCUGGUGGGCUUCUGUGCAGAGGAAAUGAGGAGGGCGCUCGUCUACGAGUACAUGCCCCAUGGUUCCCUCGAAAAGUACAUAUUCUCAUCCGAGAGAAGUUUCUCAUGGGAUAAGCUCAAUGAGAUUGCUCUGGGGAUUGCAAGGGGCAUCGACUACUUGCAUGGGGGUUGCGAUAUGCAGAUCCUUCACUUUGACAUCAAGCCACACAACAUCCUUCUAGAUAGCAAUUUUGUCCCAAAAGUUGCCGACUUUGGCCUCGCCAAGUUGUACCCAAGGGACAAGAGCUUCGUGCCAGCGAGCGCCUUACGGGGAACUAUUGGGUACAUAGCUCCUGAAAUGGUAUCACGGAGCUUUGGUGUCAUAUCAAGCAAAUCUGAUGUCUACAGCUUUGGUAUGCUGCUGCUGGAGAUGGCAGGAGGGCGAAGGAAUGCGGACCAGAAUGCAGCGAACUCAAGUCAGGCAUACUACCCGUCGUGGGUGUAUGACCGUCUAGCUGAACAGGAAGUGGGUGAGAUAUCUGCUGCUGCUGACAUGCAUGAGUUGGAGAGGAAGCUAUGUGUUGUUGGGCUACGGUGCAUUCAGAUGAAGCCGCAAGAUCGUCCGACCAUGAGUGAGGUCAUAGAAAUGCUCGAAUCUGGCGCUGACGGCCUACAAAUGCCUUCUAGGCCAUUCUUCUGCGAUGAUGAUCAUAUCACUGUUGCAGAUUCCUACCAUUUCUCCUCUGAGCUGACUGCAAUCUCGGAGGAAGACGAGUGACCCAUUUAUUUCUGUUUGUGGUCUUGUAAUAAGAUAGGGUGAAGCACUAGUUUGUGAAUUGCUGAAGUAAUUAAUGGUCGUUGCGUGUGUGAAGUUUCUUGAGCCCUGUUAAGAGUUUUCAUGAUAAUAUACAUUUGUGGUCUCGUAAUAAUCUACUAA
Phragmites australis (common reed) is the source of this 2293-nucleotide messenger RNA. Its product is annotated as rust resistance kinase Lr10-like. The record is from RefSeq and is a predicted model, not a curated record. Gene Ontology annotation, molecular function: ATP binding; protein kinase activity; polysaccharide binding. NCBI's taxonomy places the organism in Eukaryota, Viridiplantae, Streptophyta, Magnoliopsida, Poales, Poaceae. Bases 119 to 2134 code for a protein of 671 amino acids. The transcript has 3 exons. Gene Ontology annotation, biological process: protein phosphorylation.